AUGACCUCCCCGGGCACCGACAGCCCGGGGAAGAGCCUGCAGUACCGCGUGGACCAUCUGCUGAGCGCCGUGGAGAGCGAGUUGCAGGCGGGCAGCGAGAAGGGCGACCCCACGGAGCGCGAGCUGCGCGUGGGCCUGGAGGAGAGUGAGCUGUGGCUGCGCUUCAAGGAGCUCACCAACGAGAUGAUCGUCACCAAGAACGGCAGGAGGAUGUUCCCGGUGCUGAAGGUGAACGUGUCCGGCCUGGACCCCAACGCCAUGUACUCCUUCCUGCUGGACUUCGUGGCGGCCGACAACCACCGCUGGAAGUACGUGAACGGGGAGUGGGUGCCGGGGGGCAAGCCUGAGCCGCAGGCGCCCAGCUGCGUCUACAUCCACCCCGACUCGCCCAACUUCGGGGCGCACUGGAUGAAGGCGCCCGUCUCCUUCAGCAAAGUCAAGCUCACCAACAAGCUCAAUGGAGGGGGCCAGAUCAUGUUGAACUCCUUACACAAGUAUGAGCCUCGAAUCCACAUCGUGAGAGUUGGGGGUCCACAGCGUAUGAUCACCAGCCACUGCUUCCCGGAGACCCAGUUCAUCGCAGUGACCGCUUACCAAAAUGAGGAGAUCACAGCUCUUAAAAUUAAAUACAAUCCGUUUGCAAAAGCUUUCCUCGAUGCAAAAGAAAGAAGCGAUCACAAAGAUAUGAUGGAAGAAACAGGAGACAGCCAGCAGUCUGGGUACAACCAAUCAGGGGGCUGGCUGAUCCCCGGAACCAGCACCCUCUGUCCACCCGCCACCCCCCACCCGCAGUUCGGAGGCCCCCUCUCGCUCCCCUCCCCGCACGGCUGCGAAAGGUACCCGGCCCUGAGGAGCCACCGGCCAGGCCCCUAUCCCAGCCCGUACGCGCAUCGGAACAGCUCUCCAACCUAUUCCGACAGUUCAUCCGCGUGUCUGUCCAUGCUCCAGCCCCAUGACAACUGGUCCAGCCUUGGAAUGCCUGCCCACACCAGCAUGCUGCCCAUGGGUCCGAACACCGGUCCUCCUGCGGGCUCCAGCCAGUACCCCAGCCUGUGGUCCGUGAGCAGUGGCAGCGUUGCCCCGGGCGCCCAGGCGGCGGGCGUGCCCGGCGGGCUGGGAGCCCAGUUCUUUCGAGGCUCCUCCGCCCACUCUGCCCCCCUCGCCCACCCGGCCUCGGCGUCCUCCUCGUCGGGGUCCCCGCUGUACGAGGGGGCCGCCAUGGCCACAGAUGUUGCCGACAGCCAGUACGACGCCUCGGCCCAGGCCCGCCUCCUGGCCUCGUGGACGGCCGUGUCGCCCCCGUCCAUGUGA
This is a messenger RNA of Dama dama (fallow deer), 1311 nucleotides long. RefSeq names its product T-box transcription factor T (gene TBXT). The transcript is spliced from 8 exons. Bases 1 to 1311 code for a protein of 436 amino acids. Gene Ontology annotation, biological process: positive regulation of DNA-templated transcription; mesoderm formation; heart morphogenesis. The record is from RefSeq and is a predicted model, not a curated record. Gene Ontology annotation, molecular function: DNA-binding transcription factor activity, RNA polymerase II-specific; RNA polymerase II cis-regulatory region sequence-specific DNA binding. Gene Ontology annotation, cellular component: nucleus. NCBI's taxonomy places the organism in Eukaryota, Metazoa, Chordata, Mammalia, Artiodactyla, Cervidae.